AUGCUAAAACCCGUCAAAUUGACUGCUCCCUGUCUUUGCCUACCCCUCCUGUGCCUACCCCUCCUGUACCUGCCCCUCCUGUACCUGCCCCUCCUGUACCUGCCCCUCCUGUACCUGCCCCUCCUGUACCUGCCCCUCCUGUGCCUACCCCUCCUGUACCUGCCCCUCCUGUACCUGCCCCUCCUGUGCCUACCCCUCCUGUACCUGCCCCUCCUGUACCUGCCCCUCCUGUGCCUACCCCUCCUGUACCUGCCCCUCCUGUACCUGCCCCUCCUGUACCUGCCCCUCCUGUACCUGCCCCUCCUGUACCUGCCCCUCCUGUGCCUACCCCUCCUGUACCUGCCCCUCCUGUACCUGCCCCUCCUGUACCUGCCCCUCCUGUGCCUGCCCCUCCUGUGCCUGCCCCUCCUGUGCCUGCCCCUCCUGUGCCUGCCCCUCCUGUGCCUACCCCUCCUGUACCUGCCCCUCCUGUACCUGCCCCUCCUGUACCUGCCCCUCCUGUGCCUGCCCCUCCUGUGCCUGCCCCUCCUGUGCCUGCCCCUCCUGUGCCUGCCCCUCCUGUGCCUACCCCUCCUGUACCUGCCCCUCCUGUACCUGCCCCUCCUGUACCUGCCCCUCCUGUGCCUGCCCCUCCUGUGCCUGCCCCUCCUGUGCCUGCCCCUCCUGUGCCUACCCCUCCUGUACCUGCCCCUCCUGUACCUGCCCCUCCUGUGCCUGCCCCUCCUGUACCUGCCCCUCCUGUACCUGCCCCUCCUGUACCUGCCCCUCCUGUACCUGCCCCUCCUGUACCUGCCCCUCCUGUAG
This is a messenger RNA of Knipowitschia caucasica, 804 nucleotides long. The record is from the annotation of a GenBank genome assembly. NCBI's taxonomy places the organism in Eukaryota, Metazoa, Chordata, Actinopteri, Gobiiformes, Gobiidae.